Messenger RNA from Ylistrum balloti, 1843 nucleotides. Its product is annotated as ribosomal biogenesis protein LAS1L-like. Gene Ontology annotation, biological process: maturation of LSU-rRNA; maturation of 5.8S rRNA. Gene Ontology annotation, cellular component: preribosome, large subunit precursor; Las1 complex. The record is from RefSeq and is a predicted model, not a curated record. Gene Ontology annotation, molecular function: endonuclease activity. The coding region runs from base 21 to 1775 and encodes 584 amino acids. The transcript is spliced from 14 exons. NCBI's taxonomy places the organism in Eukaryota, Metazoa, Mollusca, Bivalvia, Pectinida, Pectinidae.
CUCAUUGCAGCGUUUCGGAAAUGAAUCAGGUUACCAGAAGAAGAGUUGUGCCGUGGAAAAACAGGAAAGAGUUUGAAUGUGUAUACAAUGAGGUGUUUGGAAAUGAUCCCCGGCAACAAACACAUGCUGUUGGAAGGAUUGAUGUCUGGAGAAGCAGGGCAUUGCACAAAAUUCCUGUAGCCAUUGACAGCACAGCAGCCAUUGUUCAUGCCAAGCUUCACCAUCAAAAGGCAGUCCAGUUAAAACAAGAUAGGCAACAAGAUAAUGAAAUACGCUCCUCAUACAGCCUGGCUGUGAUCAGGUUUGUUAAUCAUAUAACUGAGAAAGGCCAGACAGGGGAGUAUGCACUUCCUAUUCAUGUUAUAGCCAGUCAGGUUGGUGUGCCAGAAUGGAUUGUACAUCUGCGACAUGAUGCCACCCAUCGACAUCUGCCUCCUCUUCCCAUGCUCACGUCAGCCUGUGAUUGGGCAUUGUCAUGGCUGAAGGCAGAAUUUUGGGAAAAGCAACUGAAUUCCAUGGCUUCGAAUGUUGAUGGAAAGAGAACAGACUCAUCUGAUAUACUUGAUAUACGGGUAAUCCUAGAAAGAUAUCAGCAACAUAAGUUGCAGGAAAUAGAUGAGAAAAGUUUCAAAGAUUAUUCUUCAAAAAUUGUAAAGAACUUUGAAACAGUUCCAGUUCAGAAUAGACACCAGUUGGUGACCUGUCUGGUAGAGGAGGGUUUUAUCAUUCCAACACAGGAACAGCUACAAGCUUUAAGGAUUGAUCCAUCCAAGUUGGAAAAGCCAGACUGUGCUCUCCCUCACAUGCUUAUCCUGUUCUGGAAACCAGUUCUUCAAUUUCUUCAUCAACUUAAUCUCACGAAUAGUCUUUUGAUCAAGCUGGCAUCAAAAGUAUCAACAAAAUUCAGUAUGCAGGAUUACGUAAUGUGUGGUUGGAUUCACCAUAUAAUCACAUCAAAUGAACAAGCAAAUACCAAAAAUGCCAAUCGAAAUUCAACAAGACUGUAUAAGAGGUCUGUACCCCUGAAGUUUCGUCCUGUGCUUGAGUCACUCCUUUAUAUCCCAUGUGACUACACAAUCCCUCUAAUCAAACGAUUAUUAAAUCUUGGCAAAGAGAAAGAAUACACAGAGAAUCAGAUUACACAGAUUGGCACUCUUAUGGACCAACUCCAGCCCUCUGUACCUAAAAGACAGCCUGAAGCUGACAAAGUGGAACAGAAUUCACAAGCAGGGCAAGCAGAUACUAACAAACUGGGACAGAAAAGAACUUUUACACUCGCGGAUCAGGAUAAAAUUGUCUACAAUGUGGAAGACUUAAGAUCAAGGAAAAAGAGGUGUGAACGUUCAGACGACAACGUUAAUGCUGUUAAAGAUUCAUCCUCUGCUGCCUGUGCACAGCCAUUAUGGCAGUUAUGUGAAGAUCAUGUAGAUUGGUCACAGGUUCCAAUAGGGAUACUUCCUGGACAAACUCUGGACUACAUGACCCUUGACAUGUCAACAAAUAAUGGGGAUGGUUAUCCCCCUGACUUGCCAACAAAUAUGGAGGAAACUUUCUCACAUGACUUAUCAAAUAUGGAGGAAACUUUCUCACAUGACUUAUCAACAAAUGAUGAGGGAGAUUUCUACGACCUUGAGGAGCUGUCUUGUGAAGAAGAAAUAGACAAUGAAAUCAAAUUGUUAGAAGAGACUUGCCACCAUGAUUCUGUUACCGUUUCAAGUGCAGCCUGGUCCUUGGAACAGUUAUCUGAAAUAAAACAGGGCGUUCGGCUUUUAUGACACGUGCAAUAGACACUUCUCAACAUGACCACUUAAUAAAUACAGCACUACUAAUUGUGUGUUGUUAU